Molecule: messenger RNA, 15682 nt
Organism: Cervus elaphus (red deer)
Lineage: Eukaryota; Metazoa; Chordata; Mammalia; Artiodactyla; Cervidae
Cellular component (GO): membrane
Source: RefSeq, a predicted model, not a curated record
GGGGCUGUGACCUUGAGGACGUGGGGUCAGGAUGGCUCUGGGCAGACACCUCUCCCUCCAGAGACUCUGUGUCCUCCUCCUCAGCACCGUGGUGGGUGGUCAAGAUCUGGAGGUGAGGCUGAAGGAUGGAGCCCACCGCUGUGAGGGGAGAGUGGAAGUAAAGCAUCAAGGAGAAUGGGGCACAAUGGAUGAUUUCUACUGGAGCUUGAAGGAUGCAUCUGUUCUGUGCAGACAGCUGGGGUGUGGAGCUGCUGUUGGUAUUACUAAAGAGGCUUAUUUUGGACCAGGACUUGGUCCCAUUUGGCUUUCGUAUACUUCAUGUGAAGGGGUAGAGUCAGCUGUCAGUGAGUGUAAGCAUUCUAAUAUUAAAGACUAUCGUAAUGAUAGCUAUUCCCACAACUGGGAUGCUGGAGUAGUCUGCUCAGGAUUUGUGCGUUUGGCUGGAGGGGACGGACCCUGCUCAGGGCGAGUAGAAGUGCAUUCUGGAGAAGCCUGGAUCCCAGUGUCUGAUGGGAACUUCACACUCCCCACUGCCCAGGUCAUCUGUGCAGAGCUGGGAUGCGGCAAGGCUGUGUCUGUCCUGGGACACGUGCCCUUCAGAGAGUCUGAUGGCCGGGUCUGGGCUGAAGAGUUCAGGUGUGAGGGGGAGGAGCCUGAGCUCCGGGUCUGCCCCAGAGUGCCCUGUCCAGGGGGCACCUGUCACCACAUUGGAGCUGCUCAGGUUGUCUGUUCAGCAUACUCAGAAGUCCGGCUCAGGACAAACGGCUCCUCUCAGUGUGAGGGGCAGGUGGAGAUGAACAUUUCUGGACAAUGGAGAGCACCCUGUGCCUCCCACUGGAGUCUGGCCAACGCCAAUGUUGUCUGUCGUCAGCUCGGCUGUGGAGUCGCCAUCUCCACCCCCAGAGGACCACACUUGGUGGAAGGAGGAGAUCAGAUCUUAACAUCCCGAUUUCACUGCUCGGGGGCGGAGUCCUUCCUGUGGAGUUGCCCUGUGACUGUCCUGGGUGGGCCUGACUGUUCCCAUGGCAACACGGCCUCUGUGAUCUGCUCAGGAAACCAGACUCAGGUGCUGCCUCAGUGCAACCACUUUAUGUCAGAACCAGCCGGCUCUGCGGCCUCAGUGGAGAGCGCCCCUUAUUGCUCAGACAGCAGACAGCUCCGCCUGGCGGACGGGGGCGGUCCCUGCGCCGGCAGAGUGGAGAUCCUUGACCAGGGCUCCUGGGGCACCAUCUGUGAUGACGGCUGGGACCUGGACUAUGCCCGCGUGGUGUGCAGGCAGCUGGGCUGUGGAGAAGCUCUCAAUGCCACGGGGUCAGCUCACUUCGGGGCGGGAUCAGGGCCCAUCUGGCUGGACGACCUGAAUUGCACAGGAAAGGAGUCUUACGUGUGGAGGUGCCCUUCCCGAGGCUGGGGUCGGCAUGACUGCAGACACAAGCAGGACGCGGGAGUCAUCUGCUCAGAGUUCCUGGCCCUCAGGAUGGUGAGCGAGGACCAGCAGUGUGCUGGGUGGCUGGAAGUUUUCUACAACGGGACCUGGGGCAGUGUCUGCCGCAACCCCAUGGAAGAUAUCACUGUGUCCAUGAUCUGCAGACAGCUUGGCUGUGGGGACAGUGGAACCCUCAACUCUUCUCUUGCUCUUAGAGAAGGUUCUAGACCCCGGUGGGUGGAUGGAAUCCGGUGUCGGAAAACUGACACCUCUCUCUGGCAGUGUCCUUCUGACCCUUGGAAUUACACUUCAUGCUCUCCAAAGGAGGAAGCCUACAUCUCGUGUGAAGGUGACUUACUGUCUGUUUCUGUGUGUCUGUCCCAACCCUGUAGGAUGCACAGACAGCUCCGCCUGGUGGACGGGGGCGGUCCUUGCGCCGGGAGAGUGGAGAUCCUUGACCAGGGCUCCUGGGGCACCAUCUGUGAUGCUGGCUGGGACCUGGAAGAUGCCCGCGUGGUGUGCAGACAGCAGGGCUGUGAAGAAGCCCUCGAUGCCCCUGUCUCCUCUUACUUUGGGGCGGGAUCAGGACCCAUUUGGCUGGACAACGUGAAGUGCACAGGAAAGGAGUCCCACGUGUGGAGGUGCCCUUCCAAAGGCUGGGGGAAGCACUACUGCGAUCAUAGCAAGGAUGCAGGAGUCAUAUGUUCAGGAUUUGUGCGUCUGGCUGGAGGGGACGGACCCUGCUCAGGGCGAGUAGAAGUGCAUUCUGGAGAAGCCUGGAUCCCAGUGUCUGAUGGGAACUUCACACUCCCCACUGCCCAGGUCAUCUGUGCAGAGCUGGGAUGCGGCAAGGCUGUGUCUGUCCUGGGACACGUGCCCUUCAGAGAGUCAGAAGGCCGGGUCUGGGCUGAAGAGUUCAGGUGUGAGGGGGAGGAGCCUGAGCUCCGGGUCUGCCCCAGAGUGCCCUGUCCAGGGGGCACGUGUCACCACAGUGGAGCUGCUCAGGUUGUCUGUUCAGAGUACUCAGAAGUCCGACUCAUGACAAACGGCUCCUCUCAGUGUGAGGGGCAGGUGGAGAUGAACAUUUCUGGACGAUGGAGAGCGCCCUGUGCCUCCCACUGGAGUCUGGCCAAUGCCAAUGUUGUCUGUCGUCAGCUCGGCUGUGGAGUCGCCAUCUCCACCCCCAGACGACCACACUUGGUGGAAGGAGGAGAUCACAUCUUAACAUCCCGAUUUCACUGCUCGGGGGCAGAGUCCUUCCUGUGGAGUUGCCCUGUGACUGCCCUGGGUGGGCCUGACUGUUCCCAUGGCAACACGGCCUCUGUGAUCUGCUCAGGAAACCAGACUCAGGUGCUGCCUCAGUGCAACCACUCUAUGUCAGAACCAGCCGGCUCUGCGGCCUCAGUGGAGAGCGGCCCUUAUUGCUCAGACAGCAGACAGCUCCGCCUGGUGGACGGGGGCGGUCCCUGCGCCGGGAGAGUGGAGAUCCUUGACCAGGGCUCCUGGGGCACCAUCUGUGAUGAUGGCUGGGACCUGGACGAUGCCCGCGUGGUGUGCAGGCAGCUGGGCUGUGGAGAAGCCCUCAAUGCCACAGGGUCUGCUCACUUCGGGGCGGGAUCAGGGCCCAUCUGGCUGGACGAGCUGAAUUGCACAGGAAAGGAGUCCCACGUGUGGAGGUGCCCUUCCCGGGGCUGGGGGCGGCAUGACUGCAGACACAAGCAGGACGCGGGGGUCAUCUGCUCAGAGUUCCUGGCCCUCAGGAUGGUGAGCGAGGAUCACCAGUGUGCUGGGUGGCUGGAAGUUUUCUACAACGGGACCUGGGGCAGUGUCUGCCGCAACCCCAUGGAAGAUAUCACUGUGUCCGUGAUCUGCAGACAGCUUGGCUGUGGGGACAGUGGAACCCUCAACUCUUCUCUUGCUCUUAGAGAAGGUUCUAGACCCCAGUGGGUGGAUGGAACCCGCUGUCGGAAAACUGACACCUCUCUCUGGCAGUGUCCUUCUGACACUUGGAAUUACACUUCAUGCUCUCCAAAGGAGGAAGCCUAUAUCUCGUGUGAAGGUAGCAGACAGCUCCGCCUGGUGGACGGGGGCGGUCCUUGUGCCGGGAGAGUGGAGAUCCUUGACCAGGGCUCCUGGGGCACCAUCUGUGAUGGUGGCUGGGACCUGGACAAUGCCCGCGUGGUGUGCAGACAGGUGGGCUGUGGAGAAGCCCUCGAUGCCCCUGUCUCCUCUUACUUUGGUGCGGGAUCAGGACCCAUUUGGCUGGACAACGUGAAGUGCACAGGAAAGGAGUCCCACGUGUGGAGGUGCCCUUCCCGAGGCUGGGGGAAGCACUACUGCGAUCAUAGCAACGAAGCAGGAGUCAUCUGUUCAGGAUUUGUGCGUCUGGCUGGAGGGGAUGGGCCCUGCUCAGGGCGAGUAGAAGUGCAUUCUGGAGAAGCCUGGAUCCCAGUGUCUGAUGGGAACUUCACACUCCCCACUGCCCACGUCAUCUGUGCAGAGCUGGGGUGUGGCAAGGCUGUGUCUGUCCUGGGACAUUUGGCAUUCAGAGAGUCCGAUGACCAGGUCUGGACUGAAGAGUUCAGGUGUGAGGGGGAGGAGCCUAAGCUCUGGUUCUGCCCCAGAGUGCCCUGUCCAGGGGGCAGGUGUCAGCACAGUGGAGCUGCUCAGGUUGUCUGUUCAGUGUACACAGACAUCCGGCUCAUGAAAAACAGCACCUCUAGGUGUGAGGGACGGGUGGAGAUGAAUAUUUCUGGACAAUGGAGAGCUCUCUGUGCCUCCCACUGGAGUCUGGCCAACGCCAAUGUUGUCUGUCGUCAGCUCGGCUGUGGCGUCGCCAUCUCCACCCCAAACGGAGCAGAAGGAAGUGAUCCACUCUGGAAAGCCCGAUUUCACUGCUCAGGGGCUGAGUCCUUCCUGUGGCAAUGCCCUGUGACUGCCCUGGGUGUUCCUGACUGUUCCCAUGGCAACACGGCCUCUGUGAUCUGCUCAGGAAACCAGACCCAGGUGCUGCCCCGGUGCAACCACUUUGUGUCUGAACCAACAGGCUCUGCAUCCUCAGAGGAGAGCGCCCCCUACUGCUCAGACAGCAGACAGCUCCGCCUGGUGGACGGGGGCGGUCCCUGCGCCGGGAGAGUGGAGAUCCUUGAGCAGGGCUCCUGGGGCACCAUCUGUGAUGACGGCUGGGACCUGGAGGAUGCCCGCGUGGUGUGCAGGCAGCUGGGCUGUGGAGACGCCCUCAAUGCCAUGGGAUCUGCUCACUUCGGGGCAGGGUCAGGGCCCAUCUGGCUGGACGACCUGAACUGCACAGGAAAGGAGUCCCACGUGUGGAGGUGCCCUUCCCGGGGCUGGGGACGGCACGACUGCAGACACAAGGAGGAUGCAGGGGUCGUCUGCUCAGAGUUCCUGGCCCUCAGGAUGGUCAGCGAGGACCAGCAGUGUGCUGGGUGGCUGGAAGUUUUCUACAACGGGACCUGGGGCAGUGUCUGCCACAGCCCCAUGGAUGAGGUCACCGUGUCCAUCAUCUGCAGACAGCUUGGCUGUGGGGACAGUGGAAGUCUCAACACGUCUGUUGGUCUCAGGGAAGGUUCUAGACCCCGGUGGGUAGAUUUGAUUCAGUGUCGGAAAACAGAUACCUCUCUCUGGCAGUGUCCUUCUGGCCCAUGGAAAUACAGUUCAUGCUCUCCAAAGGAGGAAGCCUACAUCUCAUGUGCAGAAAGAAGAGCCAAGAGCUGUCCAGCUGCUGCCCCCUGCACAGACAGAGAGAAGCUCCGGCUCAGGGCAGGAGACAGCGAGUGCUCAGGGCGGGUGGAGGUCUGGCACGGCGGCUCCUGGGGCACCGUGUGCGAUGACUCCUGGAGCCUGGCAGAGGCCGAGGUGGUGUGUCAGCAGCUGGGCUGUGGCCCGGCCCUGGAAGCCGUUCGGGCCGCGGCGUUUGGCCCUGGAAACGGGAGCAUCUGGCUGGACGAGGUGCGGUGCAGGGGCCGGGAGCCCUCCCUGUGGGACUGUGCUGCGGAUCCCUGGGGGCAGAGCGACUGCAAGCAUGAGGAGGAUGCUGGUGUGAGGUGCUCUGGUGUAAGGACAGCAUUGCCCGCGACAAAAGCAGGGACCAGAACAACCUCAAAUCCUCUGCCUGGCAUCUUCUCCCUGCCUGGGGUCCUCUGCCUCAUCCUGGGAGCCCUUCUCUUCCUGGUCCUCGUCAUCCUGGUGACUCAGGUGCUCAGAUGGAGAGCAGAGCGCAGAGCCUUAUCCAGCUAUGAAGAUGCUCUUGCUGAAGCUGUGUAUGAGGAGCUCAAUUACCUUGUGACACCGAAGGAAGGUCUGGGCAGCCCAGAUCUGAGGACUGAUGUCCCUGCUGAAAAUUACGAUGAUGUUGAAGAGGUCCCAGUGCCUGGAACUCCUCCUGCCUCUCAGGGGAGUGAGGAGGAAGUGCCCCCAGAGAAGGAGGAUGGGGUGAGGUCCUCGCAGACAGGCUGUUCUCUGAACUUCUCCAGAGAGGUGGCUGAUCCUGGGGAAGGAGGAGAGAGCCCUUGGCUGCUCCAGGGGCAGAAAGCAGACCCUGGGUACGACGAUGUUGAAUUCAGUGCCCUGGGAACAUCCCCAGUGACUUUGAUGGCUCGGAGCCAACACCUCUCCCCCCAGGGACUCUGUGUCCUCCUCCUCGGCACCGUGGUGGGUGGUCAAGCUCUGGAGCUGAGGCUGAAGGAUGGAGCCCACUGCUGUGAGGGGAGAGUGGAAGUGAAGCACCACGGAGAAUGGGGCAAAAUGGAUAAUGACAACUGGAGCAUAGGGGAUGCAUCUGUAAUGUGCAGACAGCUGGGGUGUGGAGCUGCAAUUGGUUUUCUUGGAGGAGCUUAUUUUGGACCAGGACUUGGCCCCAUUUCUUUAUAUAUUUCAUGUAAAGGGGUAGAGUCAACUGUCAGUGACCGUAGGCAUUCUAAUAUUAAAGACCAUUGUAAUGAUAGCUAUACCCAUGACUGGGAUGCUAGAGUAGUCUGCUCAGGAUUUGCACGUCUGGCUGGAGGGGAUGGACCCUGCUCAGGGAGAGUAGAAGUGUAUUCUGGAGAAGCCUGGAUCCCAGUGUCUGAUGGGAACUUCACACUCCCCACUGCCCAGGUCAUCUGUGCAGAGCUGGGGUGCGGCAAGGCUGUGUCUGUCCUGGGGCAUGUGCCGUUCAGAGAGUCCAGUGCUUGGGUCUGGGCUGAAGAGUUCAGGUGUGAGGGGCAGGAGCUUGAGCUCUGGGUCUGCCCCAGAGUGCCCUGUCCAGGGGGCACAUGUCACCACAAUGGAGCUGCUCAGGUUGUCUGUUCAGCGUACUCAGAAGUCUGGCUCAUGACAAAUGGGACCUCCCAGUGUGAGGGGCAGGUGGAGAUGAACAUUUCUGGAUGAUGGAGAGUGCUCUGUGCCUCCCACUGGAGUCUGGCCAAUGCCAAUGUUGUCUGUCGUCAGCUUGGCUGUGGAGUCGCUAUCUCCACUCCCAGAGGACCACACUUUGUGGAAGGAGGUAAUCAGAUCUCAACAGUCUGAUUUCACUGCUCAGGGGCUGAGUCCUUCCUGUGGAGUUGUCCUGUGACUGCCCUGGGUGGUCCUGACUGUUCCCAUGGCAACACGGCCUCUGUGAUCUGCUCAGGAAAUCACACUCAGGUGCUGCCACAGUGCAACGACUCCGUAUCUGAACCAGCAGGCUCUACGGCCUCAGAGGAGAGCGCCCCCUACUGCUCAGACAGCAGACAGCUCCGCCUGGUGGACGGGGGCGGUCCCUGCGCCGGGAGAGUGGAGAUCCUGGACCAGGACUCCUGGGGCACCAUCUGCGAUGACAGCUGGGACUUGGACGAUGCCCGCGUGGUGUGCAGGCAGCUGGGCUGUGGAGAAGCCCUUAGUGCCAUGGGAUCUGCUCACUUCAGGGCGGGAUCAGGGCCCAUCUGGCUGGACGACCUGAAUUGCACAGGAAAGGAGUCCCACGUGUGGAGGUGCCCUUCCCGGGACUGGGGAUGGCACAACUGCAGACACAAGCAGGACGCGGGGGUCUUGUCAUCUAAGUUCCUGGCCCUCAGGAUGCUGAGUGAAGACCAGCAGUGUGCUGGGUGGCUGGAAGUUUUCUACAACGGGACCUGGGGCAGUGUCUGCCACAGCCCCAUGGAACACAUCACUGUGUCCGUGAUCUGCAGACAGCUUGGCUGUGGGGACAGUGGAACCCUCAACUCUUCUGUCGGUCUCAGGGAAGGUUCCAGACCCCGGUGGGUAGAUGGAAUCUGCUGUCGGAAAACUGACACCUCUCUCUGGCAGUGUCCUUCUGACCCUUAGAAUCACACUUCAUGGUCUCCAAAGGAGGAAGCCUAUAUCUCGUGUGCAGAUUCACAAAAACUGAGGCUGAAGGAUGGAGCCCACCGCUGUGAGGGGAGAGUAGAAGCGAAGUACAAAGGAGAAUGGGGCACAGUGUAUACUGAGUACUGGCUCACAUCAGCUGUAGAAGAGGUGUGCAGACUACUGGAAUGUGGAGUUGCCAUUGAUACUCCCAGAGGGUCUUAUUUUGGACCAAGACUUGGCCCCAUUUGGUUUUUGUAUGAUUCCUGUGAGAGUAGAGAGGUUGAAUCAAGUUUGAAGCUCUAUAAUUGUGUUUAUAUGGAUUUUAAAAACUAUAAUGACACCUUCUCUCAUGACCAGGAUGUUGGAGCAGUCUGCUCAGGAUCUGUGCGUCUAAUAGGAGGGAAUAGACCCUGCUCAGGGCGCGUAGAAGUGCAUUCUGGAAAAGCCUGGAUCCCAGUGUCUGAUGGGAAUUUCACACUCCCCACUGCCCAGGUCAUCUGUGCAGAGCUGGGAUGUGGCAAGGCUGUGUCUGUCCUGGGACACGUGCCCUUCAGAGAGUCCGAUGGCCGGGUCUGGGCUGAAGAGUUCAGGUGUGAGGGGGAGGAGCCUGAGCUCCGGGUCUGCCCCAGAGUGCCCUGUCCAGGGGGCACGUGUCACCACAGUGGAGCUGCUCAGGUUGUCUGUUCAGCGUACUCAGAAGUCCGGCUCAUGACAAACGGCUCCUCUCAAUGUGAGGGGCAGGUGGAGAUGAACAUUUCUGGACGAUGGAGAGCGCUCUGUGCCUCCCACUGGAGUCUGGCCAAUGCCAAUGUUGUCUGUCGUCAGCUUGGCUGUGGAGUUGCCAUCUCCACCCCCAGAGGACCACACUUGGUGGGCAGAGAUGACCAGAUCUCAACAGUCCGAUUUCAUUGUUUGGGGGCUGAGUCUUUCCUGUGGAGUUGCCCUGUGACUGCCCUGGGUGGUUCUGACUGUUCCCAUGGCAACACGGCCUCUGUGAUCUGCUCAGGAAACCAGACCCAGGUGCUGCCCCAGUGCAGCGACUCCUUCUCAGAACCAACAGGCUCUGCAGCCUCAGAGGAGAGCGCCCCCUACUGCUCAGACAGCAGACAGCUCCGCCUGGUGGACGGGGGCGGUCCCUGCGCCGGCAGAGUGGAGAUCCUUGACCAGGGCUCCUGGGGCACCAUCUGUGAUGACGGCUGGGACCUGGACGAUGCCCACGUGGUGUGCAGGCAGCUGGGCUGUGGAGAAGCCCUCAAUGCCACGGGGUCAGCUCACUUCGGGGCAGGAUCAGGGCCCAUCUGGCUGGACGACCUGAACUGCACAGGAAAAGAGUCCCACGUGUGGAGGUGCCCUUCCCGAGGCUGGGGGCGGCACGACUGCAGACACAAGCAGGACGCGGGGGUCAUCUGCUCAGAAUUCAUGGCCCUCAGGAUGGUGAGUGAAGAACAGCAGUGUGCUGGGUGGCUGGAAGUUUUCUACAACGGGACCUGGGGCAGUGUCUGCCGCAGCCCCAUGGAAGACAUCACUGUGUCCAUGAUCUGCAGACAGCUUGGCUGUGGGGACAGCGGAAGUCUCAACUCUUUAGUUGCUCUUAGAGAAGGUUCUAGACCCAAGUGGGUAGAUGGAAUCCAGUGCCAGAAAACUGAUACCUCUCUCUGGCAGUGUCCUUCUGACCCUUGGAAUUACACUUCCUGCUCUCCCAAGGAGGAAGCCUAUAUCUCGUGUGAGGUCCCACAGGACAAAAGACCCUUCUCAUCCCCCUUGUCACUGCCCCAUUGUCCCACUUCUCUCUCCUCAGACAGCAGACAGCUCCGCCUGGUGGACGGGGGCGGUCCCUGCGCCGGGAGAGUGGAGAUCCUUGACCAGGGCUCCUGGGGCACCAUCUGUGAUAACGGCUGGGACUUGGACGGUGCCCGUGUGGUGUGCAGGCAGCUGGGCUGUGGAGAUGCCCUCAAGGCCAUGGGGUCUGCUCACUUCGGGGCAGGAUCAGGACGCAUCUGGCUGGACACAUUGGACUGCACAGGAAAGGAGUCCCACGUGUGGAAGUGCCCUUCCCGGGGCUGGGGAGUGCACAACUGCAGUCAUGAGAAGGAUGCAGGAGUCGUCUGCUCAGGAUUUGUGCGUCUGGUUGGAGACAAUGGACCCUGCUCAGGAAGAGUAGAAGUACGUCCUGGAGAAGACUGGAUCUCAGUGUCUGAUGGGAACUUCACACUCCCCACUGCCCAGGUCAUCUGCGCAGAGCUGGACUGUGGCGAGGCUGUGUCUGUCCUGGGACACGAGCUCUUCAGAGAGUCAGAUGGCCGGAUCUGGGCUGAAGAGUUUAGGUGUGAGGGGGCGGAACCUAAGCUCCAGUUCUGCCCCAGAGUGCCCUGUCCAGGGGGCACGUGUCAGCACAGUGGAGCUGCUCAGGUUGUCUGUUCAGUGUACUCGGAAGUCCGGCUCAUGACAAACGGCUCCUCUCAGUGUGAGGGGCAGGUGGAGAUGAACAUUUCUGGACGAUGGAGAGUGCUCUGUGCCUCCCACUGGAGUCUGGCCAAUGCCAAUGUUGUCUGUCGGCAGCUCGGCUGUGGAGUCGCCAUCUCCACCCCUGGAGGACCACACUUGGUGGAAGGAGGUGACCAGAUCUCAACAGUCCGAUUUCACUGCUCAGGGGCGGAGUCCUUCCUGUGGAGUUGCCCUGUGACUGCCUUGGGUGGGCCUGACUGUUCCCAUGGCAGCACGGCCUAUGUGAUCUGCUCAGGAAACCAGACCCAGGUGCUGCCCCAGUGCAACGACUCCGUGUCUGAACCAGCAGGCUCUGCGGCCUCAGAGGAGAGCGCCCCCUACUGCUCAGACAGCAGACAGCUCCGCCUGGUGGACGGAGGAGGUCUCUGCGCCGGGAGAGUGGAGAUCCUUGACCAGGGCUCCUGGGGCACCAUCUGUGACGACGGCUGGGACCUGAACGAUGCCCGCGUGGUGUGCAGGCAGCUGGGCUGUGGAGACGCCCUCAAUGCCACAGGGUCUGCUCACUUUGGGGCAGGGUCAGGGCCCAUCUGGCUGGACGACCUGAACUGCACAGGAAAUGAGUCUCACGUGUGGAGGUGCCCUUCCCGGGGCUGGGGGCGGCAGGACUGCAGACACAAGGAGGACGCGGGGGUCAUCUGCUCAGAGUUCCUGGCUCUCAGGAUGGUCAGCGAGGACCAGCAGUGUGCUGGGUGGCUGGAAGUUUUCUACAACGGGACCUGGGGCAGUGUCUGCCACAGCCCCAUGGAUGAUGUCACCGUGUCUGUCAUCUGCAGACAGCUUGGCUGUGGGGACAGCGGAAGUCUCAACUUUUCUGUUGCUCUUAGGGAAGGUUCUAGACCCCGCUGGGUAGAUGGAAUCAAGUGCCGGAGAGCUGACACCUCUCUCUGGCAAUGUCCUUCUGACCCUUGGAAUUACAACUCCUGCUCUCCCAAGGAGGAAGCCUACAUCUUGUGUGCAGACAGCAGACAGCUCCGCCUGGUGGACGGGGGUGGUCCCUGCGCCGGGAGAGUGGAGAUCCUUGACCAGGGCUCCUGGGGUACCAUCUGUGAUGACGGCUGGGACCUGGACGAUGCCCGCGUGGUGUGCAGGCAGCUGGGCUGUGGAGAAGCCCUCAAUGCCACGAGGUCUGCUCACUUCGGGGCGGGAUCAGGGCCCAUCUGGCUGGACGACCUGAACUGCACAGGAAAUGAGUCUCAAGUGUGGAGGUGCCCUUCCCGAGGCUGGGGGCGGCACGCCUGCAGACACAAGGAGGACGCGGGGGUCAUCUGCUCAGAGUUCCUGGCCCUCAGAAUGGUGAGUGAGGACCAGCACUGUGCUGGGUGGCUGGAAGUUUUCUACAACGGAACCUGGGGCAGUGUCUGCCGAAGCCCCAUGGAAGACAUCACUGUGUCCAUCAUCUGCAGUCAGCUUGGCUGUGGGGACAGUGGAAGUCUCAACACUUCUGUUGCUCUUAGAGAAGGUUCUAGACCCCGGUGGGUAGAUGGAAUCUGGUGUCAGAAUACGGAUACCUCUCUCUGGCAGUGUCCUUCUGACCCUUGGAAUUGCAGUUCAUGCUCUCCAAAGGAGGAAGCCUACAUCUCAUGUGCAGGUAGCAGACAGCUCCGCCUGGUGGACGGGGGCGGUCCCUGCGCCGGGAGAGUGGAGAUCCUUGACCAGGGCUCCUGGGGCACCAUCUGUGAUGACGGCUGGGACCUGGACGAUGCUCACGUGGUGUGCAGGCAGCUGGGCUGUGGAGGAGCCCUCGAUGCCUUGAAAUUUGCUCAGUUAGGUCAGGGAUCAGGGCCCAUCUGGCUGGAUGAACUGAACUGCGAAGGAAAGGAGUCUCACGUGUGGAGGUGCCCUUCCCGGGGCUGGGGGCGGCACGACUGUGGGCAUGCAGAGGAUGCUGGGGUCGUCUGCUCAGGAUUUGUGCGUCUGGCUGGAGGAGAAGGACCCUGCUCAGGGCGAGUAGAAGUUCAUUCUGGAGAAGACUGGACCCCAGUGUCUGAUGGGAACUUCACAGUCCCCACAGCCCAGGUCAUCUGUGCAGAGCUGGGGUGCGGCAAGGCUGUGUCUGUCCUGGGACACGUGCCCUUCAGAGAGUCCGAUGGCCGGGUCUGGGCUGAAGAGUUCAGGUGUGAGGGGGAGGAGCCUGUGCUCUGGGCCUGCCCCAGAGUGCCCUGUCCAGGGGGCAGGUGUCAUCACAGUGGAGCUGCUCAGGUUGUCUGUUCAGUGUAUGCAGAAGUCUGGCUCAUGACAAAUGGCUCCUCUCGGUGUGAGGGGCAGGUGGAGAUGAACAUUUCUGGACGAUGGAGAGCACUCUGUGCCUCCCACUGGAGUCUGGCCAAUGCCAAUGUCGUCUGUCAUCAGCUUGGCUGUGGAGUCGCCAUCUCCACCCCUAGAGGACCACAUUUUGUAGAAGGAGGUGAUCAGAUCUCAACAGUCCGAUUUCACUGCUCGGGAGUAGAGUCCUUCCUGUGGAGUUGUCCUGUGACUGCCCUGGGUGGUCUUGACUGUUCCCAUGGCAACACAGCCUAUGUGAUCUGCUCAGGAAACCACACCCAGGUGCUGCCCCAUUGCAAUGACUCCCUGUCAGAAUCAGCAGGCUCUGCAGCCUCAGAGGAGAGCGCCCCCUACUGCUCAGAAUGCAGACAGCUCCGCCUGGUGGACGGGGGCGGUCCCUGCGCCGGGAGAGUGGAGAUCCUUGACCAGGGCUCCUGGGGCACCAUCUGUGAUGACGGCUGGGACCUGGACGAUGCCCGCGUGGUGUGCAGGCAGCUAGGCUGUGGAGACGCCCUCAAUGCCACGAGGUCCGCUCACUUUGGGGAGGGAUCAGGGCCCAUCUGGCUGGAUGACCUCAACUGCACAGGAAAUGAGUCUCACGUGUGGAGGUGCCCUUCCCGAGGCUGGGGGAGUCACGACUGCAGACACAAGGAGGACGCAGGGGUCAUCUGCUCAGAGUUCCUGGCCCUCAGGAUGGUGAGCGAGGACCAGCAGUGUGCUGGGUGGCUGGAAGUUUUCUACAACGGGACCUGGGGCAGUGUCUGCCGCAGCCACAUGGAAGACAUCACCGUGUCCAUGAUCUGCAGACAGCUUGGCUGUGGGGACAGCGGAAGUCUCAACUCUUCUGUUGCUCUUAGGGAAGGUUCUAGACCCCACUGGGUAGAUGGAAUCAAGUGCCGGAGAGCUGACACCUCUCUCUGGCAGUGUCCUUCUGACCCUUGGAAUUACAACUCCUGCUCUCCCAAGGAGGAAGCCUAUGUCUCGUGUGCAGACAGCAGACAGCUCCGCCUGGUGGACGGGGGAGGUCCCUGCGCGGGGAGAGUGGAGAUCCUUGACCAGGGCUCCUGGGGCACCAUCUGUGAUGACGGCUGGGACCUGGACGAUGCCCGUGUGGUGUGUAGGCAGCUGGGCUGUGGAGAAGCCCUCAACGCCACGCGGUCUGCUCACUUCGGGGCGGGAUCAGGACCCAUCUGGCUGAACGACUUGAACUGCACAGGAAAUGAGUCUCACGUGUGGAAGUGCCCUUCCCGGGGUUGGGGGCAGCACUACUGCAGACACAAGCAGGACGCGGGGGUCAUCUGCUCAGAGUUCCUGGCCCUCAGGAUGGUGAGCGAGGACCAACAGUGUGCUGGGUGGCUGGAAGUUUUCUACAACGGAACCUGGGGUAGUGUCUGCCGAAGCCCCAUGGAAGACAUCACCGUGUCCGUGAUCUGCAGACAGCUUGGCUGUGGGGACAGUGGAAGUCUCAACACUUCUGUUGCUCUUAGAGAAGGUUUUAGACCCCGGUGGGUAGAUGGAAUCCAGUGUCAGAACAUGGAUACCUCUCUCUGGCAGUGUCCUUCUGACCCUUGGAAUUACAGUUCAUGCUCUCCAAAGGAGGAAGCCUACAUCUCAUGUGCAGGCAGCAAACAGCUCCGCCUGCUGGACGGCGGCGGUUCCUGCUCCGGGAGAGUGGAGAUCCUUGACCAGGGCUCCUGGGGCACCAUCUGUGAUGACGGCUGGGACCUGGACGAUGCCCGCGUGGUGUGCAGGCAGCUGGGCUGUGGAGAAGCCCUCGAUGCCUUGAAGUUUGCUCAAUUAGGUCAGGGAUCAGGGCCCAUCUGGCUGGAUGAUCUGAACUGCGGAGGAAAGGAGUCCCACGUGUGGAGGUGCCCUUCCCGGGGCUGGGGGCGGCACGACUGUGAGCAUGCAGAGGAUGCUGGGGUCGUCUGCUCAGGAUUUGUGCGUCUGGCUGGAGGAGAAGGACCCUGCUCAGGGCGAGUAGAAGUACAUUCUGGAGAAGACUGGACCCCAGUGUCUGAUGGAAACUUCACACUCCCCACUGCCCAGGUCAUCUGUGCAGAGCUGGGGUGCGGCAAGGCUGUGUCUGUCCUGGGACACGUGCCCUUCAGAGAGACAGAUGGCCGGGUCUGGUCUGAAGAGUUCAAGUGUGAGGGGGAGGAGCCUGAGCUCCGGGUCUGCCCCAGAGUGCCCUGUCCAGGGGGCAGGUGUCACCACAGUGGAGCUGCUCAGGUUGUCUGUUCAGUGUAUGCAGAAGUCCGGCUCAUGACAAAUGGCUCCUCUCGGUGUGAGGGGCAGGUGGAGAUGAACAUUUCUGGACGAUGGAGAGCGCUCUGUGCCUCCCACUGGAGUCUGGCCAACGCCAAUGUUGUCUGUCGUCAGCUCGGCUGUGGAGUCGCCAUCUCCACCCCUAGAGGACCACAUUUUGUAGAAGGAGGUGAUCAGAUCUCAACAGUCCGAUUUCACUGCUCAGGGGUAGAGUCCUUCCUGUGGAGUUGUCCCGUGGCUGCCCUUGGUGGUCUUCACUGUUCCCAUGGCAACACAGCCUAUGUGAUCUGCUCAGGAAACCAGACCCAGGUGCUGCCCCAGUGGAACAAUUCCGUGUCUGAACCAGCAGACUCUGCAGCCUCAGAGGAGAGCGCCCUCUACUGCUCAGAGUGCAGACAGCUCCGCCUGGUGGACGGGGGCGGUCCCUGCGCCGGGAGAGUGGAGAUCCUUGACCAGGGCUCCUGGGGCACCAUCUGUGAUGACGGCUGGGACCUGGACGAUGCCCGCGUGGUGUGCAGGCAGCUGGGCUGUGGAGACGCCCUCAAUGCCACGGGGUCUGCUCACUUCGGGGCAGGAUCAGGGCCCAUCUGGCUGGACGACCUGAACUGCACAGGAAAUGAGUCUCACGUGUGGAGGUGCCCUUCCCGAGGCUGGGGGAGUCACGACUGCAGACAUAAGGAGGACGCGGGGGUCGUCUGCUCAGGUCUGCGCUGCGCACUGUCCACAGGCUGGGGGAGGGGUGGGGCCCUGGAGGACGGGGGUCUGAGCCCCAAUGGAGAGAUGCUGAAAGGACCAGAGUAGGAGGCUUCCUCCCAUGGAGCCUGUGUUUCCAGUAGACCUGAAGACGAGGUGCUUUCACUUCCUCCUGCAUCAGCUGAGAUUCUGGUCCUUUCUUCUCCCCAGUGUUUCCUGGCA